Messenger RNA from Hemicordylus capensis (graceful crag lizard), 1388 nucleotides. It is a transcript of the gene NMUR2, whose product is annotated as neuromedin U receptor 2. Lineage: Eukaryota; Metazoa; Chordata; Lepidosauria; Squamata; Cordylidae. The coding region runs from base 195 to 1388 and encodes 397 amino acids. Gene Ontology annotation, cellular component: plasma membrane. Gene Ontology annotation, molecular function: neuromedin U receptor activity. The record is from RefSeq and is a predicted model, not a curated record. Gene Ontology annotation, biological process: G protein-coupled receptor signaling pathway. The transcript is spliced from 4 exons.
CAAAAGCAGACACACACACUUCUCUCAGUGCUUUUUUGCUUUCAGGUCUGAAAGGACAUUCUCUCUAUCCUCUCCUGCCUCCUCCUCUGUGACAUUUCUACUUUGAAAAGUGAGCCACCUGGAACAAGCAAAUUGAGGGACAACUACAUCAAAAUCAGAGCCAGGGAAGAGAUUCUUCAUCGACAGAACUCACAAUGGAAUGGAUCGCUAACAUCUCCUGGCGUGUCCACCAAACAGAGAAAAAAGUGGAACCAUUACGGAGAUACUUGAACAGCACUGAGGACUACCUCGCCUUUUUAUACGGACCCCGACAGAGCCACCUGUCCCUGCCUAUGACUUGUGUGUAUGUUUUGAUUUUCAUCAUUGGAAUCUCUGGCAAUCUUUUAGUGUGCCUGGUGAUUCUCAAGCAGAGGAACAUGAGAACUCCCACUAACUACUAUCUCUUCAGCCUUGCUGUUUCAGACCUGCUGGUUUUGCUUUUUGGGAUGCCCCUGGAAGUCUAUGAAAUGUGGAGCAACUACCCCUUCUUGUUUGGACAGGUGGGGUGCUAUUUCAAGACAGCUCUCUUUGAAACUGUGUGCUUUGCUUCCAUCUUGAAUGUGACCACAGUCAGUGCAGAGAGAUAUGUGGCCAUCAUUCACCCCUUCCGAGCCAAGCUGAAAAGCACCCGCCGACGUGCCCUGAGGAUCAUCAUUUCCCUUUGGCUCCUGUCUGUCCUCUUCUCUCUUCCCAACACCAGCAUCCACGGCAUUGUGCUCCAGUAUUUUCCAAACCAAACAGAGGUCCCUGGUUCUGCUACGUGUGCCGUGGUCAAGCCCAUGUGGAUCUACAACUGUGUCAUCCAAUUAACCUCUUUCCUCUUUUAUGUGCUGCCAAUGAGCAUCAUCAGUGUGCUGUACUGUCUGAUGGGGCAGAAACUGAGAGGAGACCGAUCUUUGGAAGCAGAUGAAAUGGGAAUGAAUGUCCAAAGACCCUCCAGGAAGUCAGUCACUAAGAUGCUAUUUGUCCUAGUGAUAAUUUUCGCUAUAUGCUGGGCUCCUUUCCAUACAGACCGACUCUUCUACAGCUUUGUCGUAAAUUGGACAGAACCACUUGCCAACACAUUCAACUUAAUCCACGUAGUGUCAGGUGUUUUCUUCUACUUGAGCUCUGCUGUAAAUCCCAUAAUCUACAACUUGCUGUCUAGGCGGUUCAGGAUAGCAUUUCUGAGUAUCAUCUUCCCUCGGUGCAAACACUGUCACCCCAGACACACUGUCAGUCACUUCCCAGCCCAGAGGAACAUCUUCAUGCUGGGGGAGCGCAACACAGUGGGGUCUGCAGAAGACAAAGGCUCCCCAUGUAUUCAUAGGUCAUCUGUCUGCAGUUCUCACCUGUCUAGUGGCCUGUGA